AGCAGCAGCAGCAGCAAGCGGCCGCCCAGAGCCUUUCGCAAGCCUCUGGUUACGUUUCCCAGCGCCAGGCAGCCUGUUUCUCCUCUGAAGUUGGCUCCCGCCUUAGCAGCCGCAUUGGAUCCCACAGCCUACUGCGAGACUCCGGUCUACAAUCCGGAUCUCUGCCCCAACAUGAUCGCGGCCCAGGCGAAGCUGGUGUACCAUCUGAACAAGUACUACAACGAGAAGUGCCAAGCCAGGAAAGCGGCCAUCGCGAAAACUAUCCGCGAAGUCUGCAAAGUGGUCUCGGACGUGCUGAAGGAAGUGGAAGUGCAGGAGCCGCGCUUCAUCAGCUCGCUGAACGAGAUGGACAACCGCUACGAAGGCCUGGAGGUCAUCUCGCCGACCGAGUUCGAGGUGGUCCUUUAUCUGAACCAGAUGGGCGUCUUCAACUUCGUCGACGAUGGCUCUCUGCCGGGCUGCGCCGUGCUGAAGCUGAGCGACGGGCGCAAGCGGAGCAUGUCCCUCUGGGUGGAGUUCAUCACGGCCUCGGGCUAUCUGUCGGCCCGCAAGAUCCGCUCGCGCUUCCAGACGCUGGUGGCCCAAGCCGUGGACAAAUGCAGCUACAGAGACGUGGUGAAAAUGGUGGCGGACACCAGCGAGGUGAAGCUGCGCAUCCGGGAUAGAUACGUGGUGCAGAUCACGCCGGCCUUCAAAUGCACCGGGAUCUGGCCCCGAAGCGCUGCCCACUGGCCCCUGCCCCACAUCCCCUGGCCGGGUCCCAACCGCGUGGCCGAGGUCAAAGCCGAGGGCUUCAAUCUCCUGUCCAAGGAGUGCCACUCGCUGGCCGGCAAGCAGAGCUCGGCCGAGAGCGACGCCUGGGUCUUGCAGUUCGCCGAAGCCGAAAACAGACUGCAGAUGGGCGGCUGCCGGAAGAAAUGCCUCUCGAUCCUCAAAACGUUGCGGGAUCGCCACCUGGAGCUGCCCGGACAACCCCUCAACAAUUACCACAUGAAGACUCUGGUUUCCUACGAGUGCGAGAAACAUCCCCGGGAAUCGGACUGGGACGAGUCUUGCCUGGGCGACCGCCUGAACGGGAUUUUACUGCAGCUCAUCUCCUGCCUCCAGUGCAGGCGAUGCCCGCAUUACUUCUUGCCCAAUUUAGACCUCUUCCAGGGGAAACCUCACUCCGCCCUAGAAAACGCAGCCAAACAGACGUGGCGGCUGGCUAGGGAAAUACUCACCAACCCAAAAAGUUUGGAGAAACUCUAGAGGGCAAUGAACUGGCGGCCUUAAACUAUUUAAAAUCGCCUUUUGUGUGCGCGCGCGCGUGUGCCUGUUUUGGAGGAUUCUGUUAAAGAGCGAUAGGGAGAGAGCAAAGGGUCUCCAUUCGAGAGUACAAACAUCGCGCUACCUUAGAAGAAGAGGCCGUCCACACUCACACACACACGCAAAGCCAACAGCAAGUAUUAUGAUCCUUGUUUGCAUCACAAAUUUUAAAAAAAAAACAUUUGAAAAAGUGUAUGAUUAUUACCUGGGAAAAUGCAAUAUCGGCUGUAAUUAAGCCUGAU
Messenger RNA from Gekko japonicus, 1550 nucleotides. Its product is annotated as protein mab-21-like 1. The record is from RefSeq and is a predicted model, not a curated record. Bases 172 to 1251 code for a protein of 359 amino acids. The transcript has a single exon. NCBI's taxonomy places the organism in Eukaryota, Metazoa, Chordata, Lepidosauria, Squamata, Gekkonidae.